AUGACAAGUCCGUCGCGGGAUAUAAACGAUCUUUUUGACGAUAUUGUCCUGACCGAGGAGAAGGAGGCACGUUUGGGCUACGAGGAGGGACUGAAGGACGGCCAGGAGCAGGGCAACGAAGAGGGCUACAAAUUGGGCUACGCCCAGGGCGUAUCCCUAGGCGAGGAGCUCGGCAAGAUUCUGGGCCAGGUGGUGGCCCAGCAGCAGCUGAAACACACGGACAAGGUGCGUCGAAGCUUGGAACAGUUGCGUUCGCUCAUCGAGGAGUUUCCCCGCACCAACGAUCCGCAGGCGGACAUAGUGGGUGCUGUGCAGGACAUUCGCUCCUCCCACCGUCGUCUUCGCGCCCAGCUGGGAUCCAAGAAAACACCUGGUGCAGCACCUGCAGAGCCCAAUUCUGUCGAGCACAAGGACUACAGCUUUUAG
Messenger RNA from Drosophila simulans, 426 nucleotides. Its product is annotated as protein LTO1 homolog. NCBI's taxonomy places the organism in Eukaryota, Metazoa, Arthropoda, Insecta, Diptera, Drosophilidae. The transcript has a single exon. Bases 1 to 426 code for a protein of 141 amino acids. The record is from RefSeq and is a predicted model, not a curated record.